CUCCACACACUCUCAGGCGACGUCACACUGUUUACUGCUUCUUUGGUGCCAGUCAUGGCUGCAGAGGCAAAGCAGGCUGGUUAUGAGGGCCGUUACGUCCAAGGCUUUCAGUUCUACCUGAAACACUCAGGGGAGCACGAGGCCAUCCUGCGGUUCGCUGACAGAGUCCUGCCAGCCGAGUUCGAAAGGAUUGGAACUGGUAAAAGCAGCCUGGAUGUUCUUGGAGUCGGGAGCGGCGGAGGGGAGGUGGACACCCACAUACUCUCCCUCCUGCAGUCUAAAUUCGCCGCCGUUCCCCUCACGGCUGAUGCAAUCGAACCGAGCCGGGAGCUCACAGAACAGUUCAAAGCACUGGUGGCGAAAGAUCCCAAUCUCCAGAAGAUCCCAGUUGUGUGGCACACCAUGACAACUGGGGAAUAUGAGAAGCAAGUCAGAGAGAAGGGAGACAUGAAAAAAUUUGAUUUCAUGCACAUGAUUCAGAUGCUGUAUUAUGUGAGCGAUCACGCUGCAACCAUCAAGUUCUUCCACAGCCUUCUGAAAAACCAGGGCAAGCUUAUGAUCAUCCACGAAGCCGCUAACAGUGGCUGGGACAUCCUGUGGAAGACUUACAGGAAGGAGCUCUGCACCAAAUCCAUCCCCGACUACAACUCAGCAGGAGACAUCAAAGCGCACCUGAACAGCCUGGGCCUCAGGUAUGAGGAGCACGUCAUCCCCAACACCUUCGACAUCACUGAGUGUUUCAUCCUGGGCAGCGAGCUGGGCGAACUUUUGCUGGAUUUCAUGACGGAGCAGGAUCACUUUCACCGCUCCCUCACCCCGGAGCUCAGAGCCGGCAUCUUGGACCUGCUCAGGAACAAGUGCAGCUCCGAGAAGGACGGCAAGGUGCUGUUCGACUGCAGUUUGACCUGCCUGAUGGUCUCCGCCUGAUUCGGUCCCUCAGUUUUGGGACAAGAGUAUUUUACCCUGUAGCUGAGGCUCACAUUUUGAAUAUUACACAUUAAUGCCUUUGCUAUGCACAGCUUUUCUGUCUUUCUAGCCUGCACUUAUUCAACACAGCCAACACAUAAAGCAUUCCUACAAAGAUAUUUCACAUCUACUGAAACUUUAUCUUUGUUUAAAAAAAUAGUUAUAUGCAAAUUAAAAGAUUGCCACACAAAAUGUAAAGCAAUAAAGUGUGUCUUGAAUGGGCUUCAUGGGUCCCAGGCUGUGCUUUGCCCUCAUCACAAACACAACGUAAACCGUUUUUCCAUGCACAGUCGUAUCAUGUGGUUAAUAAAGUGAUAAUCCACAAUGUUUUCAUGUACAGAAAUAUAGCUGAAAUAAAGCUG
Myripristis murdjan (pinecone soldierfish) is the source of this 1328-nucleotide messenger RNA. Its product is annotated as histamine N-methyltransferase A-like. Gene Ontology annotation, molecular function: N-methyltransferase activity. Bases 55 to 927 code for a protein of 290 amino acids. The transcript has 7 exons. The record is from RefSeq and is a predicted model, not a curated record. NCBI's taxonomy places the organism in Eukaryota, Metazoa, Chordata, Actinopteri, Holocentriformes, Holocentridae.